AUGAACAAAGAAUGGGGAAUUGCUCGGUUGUUGUCGCAAAAUGUUUUUAACGACUCUAAAAAAGGGUACCUUAUUCAAGAUAAAUGUAUGUUUGGUGUGGAGAUUUUUGCCAAUCGUUGCACCGGUAGAGGAGAAUGUCUAGCAUUUCCUGAGAAAAUUGAUAGCAUUCCUUGCACAUGGAAAGUAAAUGCUUUUUCUGCUUUGAGUAAUGCAACGUAUUCUUCUGAUGAGUUCACCAUGGGGAGCUACAAAUGGAAAUUAUUGCUUUAUCCCAAGGGAGACUGUACGCAGGAGGGGCGUAGAAAUCUUUCAAUUUUUCUAACAUUAGCAGACAUGAAAACUGCAGCAAGAGUGCACGCAAAAUUCACACUAAGCAUAGAGAAUCAAAAGGAUAAGGAGCACAAGAAGUUUACAGGAGACAUAAGCGAUGGCGAAUCAAGUGCAACUAUUGACAUCCGGGAUGGCGGAUCAAAUGUAUCUAUUGACAUCCAGGAUAAUGCAAUUAGCUUCUCACAUGUGUGA
Messenger RNA from Coffea arabica (coffee), 522 nucleotides. The record is from RefSeq and is a predicted model, not a curated record. NCBI's taxonomy places the organism in Eukaryota, Viridiplantae, Streptophyta, Magnoliopsida, Gentianales, Rubiaceae.